AUGUUCGAGCCCAGGGGCCCGUUUCUCGAAAGUCCCGAUAAUUAACGGGCCCGGUAAGCUGUCUCCGUUUACAUUAAAGAUCGACGUUUCAAUAGUUUUGCAUCUAGCAUGAUAAAACUAUCAGUUAGUGAAACAAAAUGGAGUAGUCUCCUUGCCAGGGCCCGCGCUCUUAUUCUUUAUAUUUCGAUCUGAAUAUUUGAUUUCGGGCCCGAAAAGUUACCGGGACUUUCGAGAAACGGGCCCCUAGUACCCAAAACAGACAGGCGGCAGAAUGGAGGUAGUACUGGAACAAAAUCAACAACGAAGAAACAGAGAAGCAACAGAGAACGGCAACCCAACAGUGAACAAUUUCUAUUUCACUAUGCCACAUUAAAAGAUAUCUUAGGGUAA
Porites lobata is the source of this 390-nucleotide messenger RNA. NCBI's taxonomy places the organism in Eukaryota, Metazoa, Cnidaria, Anthozoa, Scleractinia, Poritidae. The record is from the annotation of a GenBank genome assembly.